Molecule: messenger RNA, 441 nt
Organism: Ictidomys tridecemlineatus (thirteen-lined ground squirrel)
Lineage: Eukaryota; Metazoa; Chordata; Mammalia; Rodentia; Sciuridae
Source: RefSeq, a predicted model, not a curated record
GCAUUCAACAACAAGGCGACAGGAGCCGAGCAGGAGGCACAGAGGGUGGAGCUGAUGACCCUGGUCCAGCAGGUGGUGAGGGAGAACGGGGGAAGAUACUUCACCAAUAAGAUGUACCGGAGGGCUGAGGAGGAAAUUCAGCAUCAAGUCCUAGCACUCCAAGAACGGUACAGAGCAGAGUUGGAGAGAGAGAAAGCACAGAUAAGAGAGGAGUACGAAAGGCAAAUCAGACACCUGAAAAAUGAGUUGGAGCGGGAAAGGAGAAAGGGCCAAAUGGAAAGGACACUAGAGGAAACGGAGUCUGUCUAUGCCUUGAGGCAGCAGAGUGCCAGAGUGGAGGUCGAGAACCAGAGUUGGAUAAUUGAAUUAAUCUUGAAAGCCUUGGAUGUUGUUUCCUUGUUCUUCCAUCUGUUUACGGAUGACUAGACUUAAAGAAAAAUG